AGAUAUGAAUUCGUGUUGAAUAUAUUUUAUAGCUGUUUAUGGAUAGAAGACAUGUAUUUCUCAUCAUACGAUGAGUAACAUCCGUUACAUGCUAAAGAUAAAUAUAACUUAUCCUGAAUAUCUAGGUACAGAAACACUUGCUGUGAGCUGAUGAAGUACUUUCCUUGGAAACUUUACUGUUUUUAGGCUUAACUUUCUUUCAUAAGCCAUCUCUACUUAAAUACACAGCAGUAACGUCGUGGUUUUUUUUUCCUCUCUCUUUCAAUUAUGUUCGUAAAUUUAAGUGCAUUUGUUAUCACACUAUGCAGAUUAUUUCUGAUGGGUAUUUUUACGGGUUAUGUAGGACAGUUCUUUGUUUACAAACUUGUGGGCUAUCAAAUGUCUCUCUUAUUAGGCCCUGUCCACGCGAACGUGGAUAUUUUUAAAACCGCAGCUUUUUUAUGCGGUUUGGCCUUUCGUCCACACGCAAACGCAGCAUCAGGUCACUGAAACCGAACAUUUUUUGAAAACUUCUGCCAGGGUGAAGUUUUGUAAAAACUCCGGUUUCAGUGUUAUCCUGUAGACAGCGAAACCAGACAUUUUUGGCUUUUGAACAGGGUUGCCAGAUUGGCCUGAAGAUUUCCAGCCCAACUACAGCUUAAAACCCGCCCGUUUAAAAAAAUAAAAAAUUCCGGCCCAAAAUGCACACUGUUGUAACUAAUACAAAUACAAUAACAAACAGUUAAUAACUUUGUGAUAUCGGUUUAACGAGUAGAACGAUUACAACAACCCGCUAAGCAAGACUGAAGUCUGACUGGACAGGACUCUCCUGAACCUUAUUGGCUAAACUGAACCAUAUAAUUAAAACCUCAACAUUACAUAUUACACUUUUUAUUUAAUCGUUUGAAUAGAAAAUUAAUAAAAUAUCAUGUUUAUAGUAAAAAAAAAAAAACAGCCCAGGUUUUAUCGACCCGCCCAGUGUACUUUUUCCCGGUGAGACGCGUGGGCGGAAAACGCGCAUAAUCUGGCAACACUGCUUGUGAAGUCGGCGUCUCAGGCUUCUGAUUGGCCAACAUGGCUUUACGGUUGAGAUUAUAGCGCCACCUGUUGGUGUUGCAUGCUCUUGACAGCGCUUCAGACCACGUUUUUGCGUUUUCAGGCACGCUCCACAGAUGAUUUACUAAACGUGACUGUGAAUCGAGGGGCCUGGCUUGAAUUUUUUUUUUUAUCACACUUUACCAGCUGUGUAGGACAAUUUAGGACAAUGGCAUUCAUACCUGUGGUCGACUUCGCUGUCUACAAACUUGGUACCAGCGACGUCACUGAGAAAAACUUGCAAGAGUUAGGCAAAGAAAUUCGAAAGGCCUUCACUGAAGUGGGGUUUGUGUAUCUCAAAAACACUGGAAUAGAUCAAAUAGAGGUGGAUCGUGUCAUGGACAUUUCUAAGAAGUUUUUCCUGCUUCCCGAAGAACAGAAAAGGCCCUUCAGUAGGGGCAGUUACGCAAAUAGAGUUAAUCACGGUUGGGUGUCCUCAGAAACAGAAAGUUUAAAUCCUCGACGUCCAGGUGACUUGAAGGAGGCCUUUAAUACUACAUCCCUGCACCCUGAUAUUAAAUGGCCCUCCGAUGGUUGUGAUGGCUUUCGUGAUAUCAAAGUCGACUUUUUCCUACGCUGUAAGGAGCUGUCUCUCCGUGUACUGAGGGUCAUGGCUAUAAGUUUAGGCCUGGAUUCAGAGUUUUUUCUCAAAGAACACUACGGCAUUGGAGGUGAUGAUAAUGGCACGACCCUUCGCACUCUGUAUUACGCUCCGGUGAAGACUGAGAGUGUGAAGAAAGAUCAGAUCCGCUGUGGUGAGCACUCAGACUAUGGCAGCAUCAGUCUAGUCUUCCAGAGCCAACAGGAAGGCCUGCAGGUAUUAAAUCGCAAAGACGACUUUAUCUCAGCUCCAAGUAUCCCUGGAACAGUGCUGAUCAACAUUGCAGAUAUGAUGCAGAGGUGGACCAGUGACGUGUUUGUGUCUGCUGUCCACAGAGUUCUACUACCUCCUGUGGGUGACUCAAGUGCAAGGCAGUCGUUGGUGUUCUUUGUGCAGCCGGAUGAUGAUGCCAUCAUUACGUGUUGUGAUGGCUCAAACAAAUAUCCUCCAGUGAAAUCGCUGGAUUAUCUCCUGUCAAGAUUCAACCACACUUAUGGCAGGAAACAGAAUGCGCUUCUCCUUGUCAGCCGAUGAUCACAAAGUAAUUGAGUAACUGUGCAUAUGGGGUCUUUCUGCCUGAAAUAUAAGACGUAUUCAUAUUUUCAUUUUAUUUUUCAUGAGCAUGAAUGUGCUUGCAGUCCUGUGUAGGAUAUAAUAAGGAUGUUUACUAUCAGGAUGUCUGCAUAUACAUUUAUAUAUUAUACAUUAACAUAUUGAUUUUGUCUGAUAUUGACCUUUUAUCAAAUAUUCAUUAUUAAUUGUCUUGUUUAAUGUCCACACUGUUAAAUUUGAUUAAUUGUUAAAUUUUGGUAAAUUAGACACCUUCAUUUCACUAUAUGUUAGAUGUGUCUAAAGAUUUAUUUUAUUUCUAUAAAUUUGUGUAGCCUUAAUUAAAAAUAGCAAAAUAAUCAUUUCACCAGCAUUUUACCUUAAAAAAAUCAUCUCUUUAUAAAUAUACUUAACAGUUGUGUUUUAAUAUUGACACACUACACUAUAUUGUUAUAAGUUUUGGGAUACUUCUCCAUAUAAUUGAAUUCAGGUGUUGUUUUUCAGGGGUUAGGUUUGGCCCUUAGUUCCAGUGAAAGGAUUUCUUAAUGCUUCAGCAUGCCAAGACAUUUUGGACAAUUUCAUGCUCCCAACUUUGUGGGAACAGUUUGGCGAUGACCCCUUCCUGUCCCAACAUGACUGCACAUCAGUUACAAAGCAAGGUACAUAAAGACAUGGAUGACCGAGUUUGGUGUGGGGGAACUUGACUGGCCUGCACAGAGUCCUGACCUAAACUCUAAUUUUCCUAAUUGGUUUUGUACUAGUUUUGCUAAUUAGUUUUGUAGAAAUGGAAAAGGACAGACUUACAUGUACCACUUUCAUAUGUACAAUGUGUCUACUACAUGAUAUUUUUAAAAUAAAAGCUUUUUUGUCCAAAAACAUGUUUU
Messenger RNA from Hemibagrus wyckioides, 3108 nucleotides. RefSeq lists its product as uncharacterized. The transcript is spliced from 8 exons. Lineage: Eukaryota; Metazoa; Chordata; Actinopteri; Siluriformes; Bagridae. Gene Ontology annotation, molecular function: dioxygenase activity. The coding region runs from base 1097 to 2209 and encodes 370 amino acids. The record is from RefSeq and is a predicted model, not a curated record.